Molecule: messenger RNA, 498 nt
Organism: Laetiporus sulphureus 93-53
Lineage: Eukaryota; Fungi; Basidiomycota; Agaricomycetes; Polyporales; Laetiporaceae
Exons: 5
Coding region: 4-498 (164 amino acids)
Biological process (GO): protein peptidyl-prolyl isomerization
Molecular function (GO): peptidyl-prolyl cis-trans isomerase activity
Source: RefSeq, a predicted model, not a curated record
ACCAUGUCCAAGCAGAACGUCUUUUUCGAUAUCACCGUCGAUGGCAAGCCCCUCGGGCGCAUCGUCUUCAAGCUGUACGACGACGUCGUCCCGAAGACGGCGAGGAACUUCCGCGAGCUCUCCAUUAGGCAGAGCGAUCUCGGCUACAAGAACUGUCCCAUUCAUCGUAUCACCAACUACAUGGUCCAGGGCGGUGACAACAUCAACAAGGAUGGCACGGGCGGAAAGUCCAUCUAUGGUGGGAGAUUCGAGGACGAGAACUUCAGGGUCAGGCACACCAAGCCUGGCUUGCUCUCAAUGGCGAACGCCGGAAAGGACACCAAUAGCUCGCAGUUCUUCAUCACCACUGUCCCCGCUUCAUGGCUCGACGGUGCCCACGUUGUUUUCGGCGAAGUCGUUGAAGGCUACGACACCGUUGUGAAGGAGAUUGCCUCGUAUGCCACCGAUUCUGGUGUACCUAAAGAGACGAUCAUCAUUGUUAACAGUGGUGUCGUCUAA